UUUUGCAAAAUGGCGAAGAAACUACACUAUUUCGACUUUAAUGGCGUGGCAGAGCCAAUCAGAUAUAUCCUGCAUUAUGGAAAAGAGAAGUUCGAAGACGUGCGAUACGAGUACAAGAAUUGGCCCAUGAAGAAUUUGAAAGACUCACUCCCAUAUGGCCAGUUACCACUGUAUGAAGAAGGAAACCGCACAAUCAACCAGUCUCUAGCAAUUGCUCGCUAUGUGGCCACUUUGAACAACCUGGUGCCCACUGAUCCUUGGGAGCAGGCGGUUUUGGACGCCAUUGUCUUCAACAUAUACGAUUUCUGGCAAAAAGUGGUAGCUUACAUCAAGGAAAAAGAUUUAACAAAGAAACAAUUCCUCAAGAAGGAAAUCAUGGAAGAGACAGUGGACUAUUUCUUCUCUAGAUUUGAAAAGGAGUUACAGAAGAACAAAGGAUUCUUUGUUGGAAAGUUGAGCUGGGCUGAUUUCGUUUUUGUUGGCAUAGUUGAAGCCUCUAACCUGUUUUUGGGUGAAGAGAUCGAACGUAAGUACCCCAACACUGUGGCCCUUCUGAACAAGAUCAGAUCCCUGCCUGGCGUGAAGGAGUACAUCGCCAGUAGGAAGCCGUAUACGUUUUAG
Messenger RNA from Pararge aegeria (speckled wood butterfly), 621 nucleotides. RefSeq names its product glutathione S-transferase-like. Gene Ontology annotation, molecular function: glutathione transferase activity. The coding region runs from base 10 to 621 and encodes 203 amino acids. Gene Ontology annotation, biological process: glutathione metabolic process. The record is from RefSeq and is a predicted model, not a curated record. NCBI's taxonomy places the organism in Eukaryota, Metazoa, Arthropoda, Insecta, Lepidoptera, Nymphalidae. The transcript has 4 exons.